AUGGCUCAACAGUUUCGCGCUGGAGGCCGCAGCAACCGUUCUGGUCGCUCCCAAGCAGAUCAUGAUGUUUUUGAAGGUCUACCUGUUCGUCAAUGGUCCCAGUCGGAGACUAUUGUAGGUCUCCCACCACCGACAGAGGUCACUCAGGGUGGUGACAACGCAUGGCCUGAACUUCCCAUGCCACGCGAUUCUAAUCAACUUGCUCCAUGGACACAACAACUGCUGCGUGAAGCAAGAAGGCCCAGACUUGCAAAACGACCCCAGGAACCCAUUGAAGACGACAAGCAGGAAGAAGAUGAAGAGGGCGAAACUGUUCAGACUGGUUGGCAGUCGAAGAAGUGGAGCCAAGUGCCAUCUCAUCUCGAAAAGCCCGAGCGCGAGUUCCUUGCUAAGCGCCGCAAGGGUCUCCCUAGUCUGCACACUCAAAUAGCAUUGCAAGCCGCCAAUGCCGCGGCUUCGUCAGUACCUACAAGGAAAGCCAAGGUUAUGAAGUCAGAUGCAGAUGGCAACACCACAGUCUACGAAGUUCUGGUUCCUGAGGGUCAAACUGUCGAAGGCGAAGUCACAGAGGAUACUGUCAUGGCUGAUGCCGCGCCAGUACAGGCAGCUCCUGGCACUGUCAUCGAAGGCGUUGGCAUCGCUAAUGCUGAAGGUGUCAUCGUUGCGACCGAUCUACUUCAACAACAGCAACAACCGAUGAGACGCAAACCAAUUCCUCCGCGUAGAAUCAGAAAGGGUGGACCUGGUCGCGGCAAGAAGAAGGUCAUGUUCAAUCCAAACGACGGCCACAAUGCUGCAGCAACCUCGACUCCUGGAGGCGGAGCCAGUGUCGCUACACCCUCAACUCUCAAUGCGAAUGCAGAUGACUCUGCAAUGGACAUUGAUUCCACUCCGAAGCCCGAUGCCAAUGACGAAGGAGAUGAAGAAGAUGGCGAGGAGGGCGAAGAAGGUGAUGAGGAUGAUGAUCGCGAGGACGGCGAACUUAGCGAAGGAGAUGAGCCUCAAGAAGAGGAUCCCCUUGCCAAGCCUGAGAUCGCAACACCCGCACCAACAGAACCCCAGGCAGAAGAGCAGCCCCGACAACCACGAAUCAAACAGAGGAGACUCCUGCACCUGUCACAGAACAAGCAGAAGACAAUCCUGCACCGGCUACGGAACCAGCAGAGGAAACCCCUAUACCGAUGA
Aureobasidium musti is the source of this 1185-nucleotide messenger RNA. NCBI's taxonomy places the organism in Eukaryota, Fungi, Ascomycota, Dothideomycetes, Dothideales, Saccotheciaceae. The record is from the annotation of a GenBank genome assembly.